AUGCCCAGUACAGCGCGAAAAGGAAAGCAGACGGUUGCGUGGGGAGUCGAACGGCGGGUGUCUAUGGUGAAAGAUGGAGUGAACAAUCCAACCAGCCGUAGCUACGAUUUGGCAGGCUUCGUACCUGUUCGCAUCCUGAACAAAAACAGUACACACAAGAGCGUUUCACUGUUGGGGCAUUUUGUAAGCCUAUCGCGUGACGAUUACGCGAUCAUUGUGUUGGAAAAGACGGCCUUCACUGAGGGGCAGCUGAAAAAUCAUAAGCGUCAUCAAACGAGCAUGCAGCCGUCGAAAGAAGUUUUUUCCUUAACCACGUCCCAACUGAGGACGAAAUUUGUUAAUGAUACCUACGGAAAUUUUUUGUGCGUUGCUGAUCCGGAAGUAAAUCAAAUCAAGGUGACAAUCAUAUAUCCCGCUACUGAGAGGCAUAUUGUGAAAUUUUCCACCCAAAAAGGAUAUUUGGUGGAAGAAACUGCCCAAGAUUAUGAAACCGUGGCAUUGCCUCAUAUUCAAAAGGAGCAGCUAAGCUUAGAGUGGCUUUACAAUAUACUAGAGCAUCGGAAAGAGAAGGAUCGCAUAGUUUUUGAGGAUCCGUCAGAGGAAAUUGGCUUCAUAUUGUUGCCGGAUUUAGAAUGGAAUGGUAAAACAUUGGAACAACUUUAUCUACUCGCUUUAGUGCGCCAGCGAGGUAUCAAGUCAUUGCGGGAUCUAAACGCUACUCAUUUACCAUUGCUGAAAAAUAUUCAAACACGUGGCAUUGAAGCAAUUAAAACACGUUACGGAAUUAACGCUGAUCAACUACGAAUCUACAUUCACUAUCAACCCACAUUUUACCACCCACACGUGCAUUUCCCAUAUCUGAAGCACGACCCACCGGGCGAGAAAAGUCACCUUCUAACAUCGGUUAUUGGGAAUAUCGAACUGCUACCAGACCAUUACCGGAAAGUGACACUCUCUUGCGUUUUAAGUGAAACUGAUAAACUGAACGUCAAAUUUGAGGCAGCAAAGAGCAAACUGAAUGAACCAGAUGACACCACAACCAACCGAUGAGAACCUCUACUGCCAGACGCACCCUCCCGUUUCAAACCCCCUGUAGCCCGUCGCUGGAUUACGACAGCUGAACAGCACAUAUCUUCACGACGCAGCGCAUCAGGCGAGCAAGCAAUUGUUAAUUCUAAAUAAGGAAAAUGUCAUGUUUGAUAAUGCAAACUCAAAACGGUGCUACAGUUUUGAAUAACAGAAUUUCAUUUGCCAGAGAAAAAAAAAUAUUAUAAAAAACAACGGUGUAUAUAGUUGCAUAAAAACGCGAGAAUAAUUGUAAUAAAGAGAAAAACACACCUAUCGGCCGUCAGGACGGACCGUGUGACCAUUGUCUCUUCUAGAUAAUGGCCAACUAGGCGGGGUGGCAGAUGUGACGUCACACCCUGCGAAGAACCCAAUGCUCCGUCACGAGCCUUAUAAUUAAAGUUUAAUUUUGUUCCCAGGAGGGCAUAGCCUUCUGCUAUGCUUUAGUCAGGCGAAACAUUUGGUUCCCUUGACAGAGGACCGCGAACGGCUCUGUCAACACUCUAUGUAUCAACAGAUUAUGCCAUAGGUGGCAAAGAACUUCGCGCAGCCUUCUGCUGUGCCACCGGCAAACAAACUCGACCAAAAUAAACAAGUUUUGUGUUAUAAACAAAACGCCGCCUGUACUUUAGCAGUACUAGAUUAGGUUAAGAGAUUAGUAAGGUAAACAGAGAGUGGAGAAAGUCUCUCUCUCUGAGUUACCGGUAGGGUAUAUUUAAGUAGUGAUGUACGAAAAUAAAGUCAGUUAGUCCACGUUAAUCUGUGUGUAUUAAUUCCGCACCAAUUGCGCGUACAGGGUUUUCUGGAGAAAGUCCUGGUAGGUUAUACCCAGGAUAUAGGUAUACCUACACACAUACUUCCUAUAAAUUUCCCACUUUACACGCACAUUAUACAAAGCAUGUGCUUUUUCAAAAAAUUUUAAGUUGUUAACCUCAUUGCGGUUAAAAUGAAUUAAAUAACUAACAAGGGAAAUUCCAGUUCUCUGACUGUUUUCGCCUCGUGAUUUUUGUUUCAUUAGAAUUACUUGGGUAGGGGCUAUGCCAAGUAAUUCUGUUAAAGUAAGUUUGAUCUCAUCAACGGUUUGAUCGUUGGUGAGACCUUUCAAUACAACCUUGAACGGCUUGGCGUUCUUGGUGUCAUAUGUAAAAAAUUUGUACAUCUUGUCAGUUAAAUACUGAACAAGACGAUCACGACCCUUUACUGAGUCGGCUAAUAAGCGGCAUUCACCUCUACGGCCAAUUUGAUAGGUAACUUUAACGUCAGAAACAAACGUUGAAAGUUCCUUUUUGAAUAUAUUAAAUUCAGAAGAAAUAGUUACCACAAUAGGUGGAACUUUCUCCUUUUUUAAAGAUUUUAUAUUUUGUAUAGUUUCAUUAUUAAUAACUUCCAUUUCACCAGCUUCUCGCUCAGGCAAAAUAUCAAAAGAAUUGUCACUACAGACACUCGAAGUGUCAGAAAGAGAUGCCUCUCUUUUCCUCCCCGCAGCGAUGCGAGGUUUCUUUUUCCGUCCAGCCAUUUCAGGUGAUACGAAAAAAGUUAAAACAAAUGUUAAAUUCAAAAGUAGGUAGUCUUGAGAAAGACUGAUGGGAAAUAACUUUCAGGUAAUCUUUAAAAGACGCACUGACAAAACACAAACUUUGAAGCUAUAGGCAGUCAAAGACCAGUCCACAAGCAACCGAAAAAACGUCUGAUCUGUAGGACAGUUCAAGACGCACUGUUCCCUCUAACCAUAAUCAUCAGCAUUGUUCUCCUUUGUAAUUUCAUAUCAAGCAGAUCCACAAAAAUCAAAAUUCAACAUGACGAUCCAUUAAAGGACAUUCCAACGAUCUCAGAUGCAAAACCAAUUAGAAGAUUGACCAUUGCGGAUGUGAUUUCCCUGGAGUCUCAUCACUCAGCCGGGAGGAGUUAACAACCGAGCUACCAAAGGAAUUUGCUGACAAUUCAGACAAUGCCAUCGACGAGCAGGUUGACGACGAUCGAACGAUCGGAGCCACCACCGAGCGAUGCGGAGUCAGCGGUUCAUAUUCUGACCAACGUGAAUCGAACG
Wyeomyia smithii (pitcher-plant mosquito) is the source of this 3112-nucleotide messenger RNA. Its product is annotated as m7GpppX diphosphatase-like. The record is from RefSeq and is a predicted model, not a curated record. Gene Ontology annotation, biological process: deadenylation-dependent decapping of nuclear-transcribed mRNA. Gene Ontology annotation, cellular component: P-body; nucleus. Bases 1 to 1050 code for a protein of 349 amino acids. Lineage: Eukaryota; Metazoa; Arthropoda; Insecta; Diptera; Culicidae. The transcript is spliced from 2 exons. Gene Ontology annotation, molecular function: RNA 7-methylguanosine cap binding; hydrolase activity.